Miniopterus natalensis is the source of this 2292-nucleotide messenger RNA. The record is from RefSeq and is a predicted model, not a curated record. Lineage: Eukaryota; Metazoa; Chordata; Mammalia; Chiroptera; Miniopteridae.
AUGACCACCACUGUCACCAUCACUGUCACAUCCACCAUCAUCACCACCAUCACUGUCAUCACCAAAAUGCUCCUUCCACUGUUACCACCACCAGGUCUCAGUGUCCUGCUAGCUCUGUCAGGAUUGGAAGCGGAGAGUUCUAGAGCUUCCUGUCCCCCAUGCCCUGAAAAUGCCAGCUGCUUCAACAGCACCUACUGUGUUUGUAAAGAUGGGUAUCAGUCCAUGUCUGGGAGGAGGUACUUCAAUGAACCUUAUGAGAAAUGUGAAGACAUCAAUGAGUGUGAGACUGGGCUGGCAAAAUGCAAGGAGGUAUCAUAUUGCAGAAAUGAAAUCGGAAGUUACUACUGCAGCUGUGUCCCAAAUUUUCAUUUUGUCAACUGGUUGGCUAAAUUUUUAAAGUUGAAUCAUUCAGAUUGUUAUGAGGGCACUGGUGAGAAGACACAAUCAUCAAAGAGUAUUUGGACAAUUCCAAACAACAAUGAAAGCAAAGAGUACAUUGCCAAAAAGGCUACCGAACUACUUCAAAUCGUAGAAUUGACCAUAUGGAAUGAGAGUGUUGCUUCUUCAGGAAAGCAUGAAAAUUCCGUUUUUGAUAUAGUCUAUGAAACCAAGAGGUGCAAUGAGACAAGUGAGAAGGCUGUUCUGGAAGCUGGAAAUAACACAAUGGAUAUGCACUGCACUGAUGUUUUCAAAGGGACCACAAGAGAGAGUACAGUUGCACUUAUCACUUACCAGUCUCUUGGAAAUAUUCUGAAUGGAUCCUUUUUCAAUGAUAGAAGAGGAACACUGGACAUAAAAUUGAACUCUCGUGUUGUGAGUGGCACCAUUGGUGUUAAGGAAAAAGUUUAUCUGUCUAAACCUGUGUUCCUGACCUUCAAACAUACUCAGCCUGGUGGUGUGAGAACAAAAUAUUUGUGUGUGUACUGGGAAGGAUCAGAGGAGGGAGGCAGCUGGUCGACGGAGGGCUGCACUCAUGUGAGCAGCAAUGAUUCUUACACCGAAUGCAAGUGCUUUCACCUGUCCAGCUUUGCUGUCCUCAUGGCUCUUGCUCCUAAGGCGGAUCCCACUCUGGCUGUGAUCACCUACGUGGGACUGAGCCUCUCUCUGCUGUGUCUCCUCCUGGCAGCCGUCACCUUCCUCGGGUGCCGACCCAUCCAGAACACCAGCACCUCCCUCCACCUGCAGCUCUGCAUCUGCCUCUUCCUGGCCCACCUGCUCUUCCUCACUGGGAUUGAUCAAACUGAGCCCGAGGUACUGUGCUCCAUCAUCGCAGGCAUAUUGCAUUACCUCUACUUGGCCUCCUUUACCUGGAUGCUCCUCGAAGGGCUGCACCUCUACCUCACUGUCAGGAACCUCAAGGUGGCCAACUACACCAGCGCAGGCAGAUUCAAGAAGAGGUUCAUGUACCCGUUAGGCUAUGGGAUUCCAGCUCUGAUUGUGGCUGUGUCUGCAAUAGUAGGACACAAAAAUUAUGGAACAUACACUCACUGCUGGCUCAAGCUUGAUAAAGGGUUCAUCUGGGCCUUCAUGGGGCCAGUGGCCAUCGUUGUCUUGAUAAACGUGGUGUUCUACUUCCAAGUUCUGUGGAUUUUGAGAAGCAAACUUUCCUCCCUCAAUAAAGAAGUUUCCACUAUUCAGGACACCAGAGUCAUGACAUUUAAAGCCAUUGCUCAGCUGUUUAUCCUGGGCUGUUCUUGGGGCCUUGGUUUUUUAAUGGUUGAUGAAGUUGGGAAGACAAUCGGAUUAGUCAUUGCCUACAUGUUUACCAUCAUCAAUGUCCUGCAGGGGUUUUUGCUCUUUGUGGUACACUGUCUGCUUAAUCGCCAGGUGCGAAUGGAAUACAAGAAAUGGUUUAGUGGGAUGCAGAAAGGGGUUGAAACCGAACACACUGAGGUCUCUCCCUCUUCUAUCCACACCAGAAUGCUGUGUUGGCUCCUUUUCAGUUCNUUCAUUAUUACUACCAUCGUCCUCAUAAUCACCAUCUUCAUCACCGCCUUCAUUAUUGUCAUCAUUACCCUCCUCCUCAUCAUUGCCAUCAUCACAGCCAUCAUCACCUUUAUCACCAUCACCAUCAUGACUUUCAUUAUCAUGACAGUCAUAUAUAGAGUCCUUAUGGCCAUCGUGGAGGAGCAGAUGGUCUUGCAGCUGGUGGCCAAUGUCCUCAUCAGCCCGUACGGCAUGAUGGCUGUGCAGGCUCGGGCUAGCUGCUUCGUUCUGUUGGCCAAGAUCUUCUGCACGGAAGCUUAUUCCCAGAAUCUCUCCACCUUAUCUCAGCUGAACAAGUGUGAGUAG